Messenger RNA from Rosa rugosa (rugosa rose), 980 nucleotides. RefSeq names its product glutathione transferase GST 23-like. The record is from RefSeq and is a predicted model, not a curated record. Gene Ontology annotation, molecular function: glutathione transferase activity. Gene Ontology annotation, biological process: glutathione metabolic process. Bases 141 to 809 code for a protein of 222 amino acids. Lineage: Eukaryota; Viridiplantae; Streptophyta; Magnoliopsida; Rosales; Rosaceae. Gene Ontology annotation, cellular component: cytoplasm. The transcript has 2 exons.
CUUGGUCAAACAAGACGAUACAUAACAAUUAGUAUUUUCCACACCUAAUCUUAUCUACUGAAUAAUGAUUGCUUGGAGCCCAAGCAGAUCAGAAUUACAUAUAUAGAUUGUCAGGCAAUAUGAGCAGAAGCUAAAAGAAUAUGGAGGAAGUGAAGGUAAUAGGAUUCUGGUCAAGUCCAUAUGUUUACAGAGUUACAUGGGCUCUGAAUCUCAAGGGAGUCGAAUAUGAAUAUCAAGAAGAGGACAUAUUCAACAAGAGUGAUUUGCUUCUUCAGUACAACCCAGUGCACAAGAGGGUUCCGGUGUUUGUUCAUGGUGGAAAGAGGAUUGCAGAAUCAACUGUUAUUCUGGAGUACAUUGAAGAGGCCUGGCCGCAGAACCCUCUGCUUCCAACAGACCCUCAUGCGAGGGCCAUGGCUCGAUUUUGGACAAAGUUUGGAGAUGACAAGAAGCCGGACUUUUUAGGAUUCUUUCAAACAGCUGGAGAAGAGCAAAUAAAAGCAGCAAAACAAGCCCAGGAGUGUCUGAAGAUCUUAGAAGAGCAUGGCCUUGAAGAUAAGAAGUUCUUUGAUGGUGACAAGAUAGGAAUGACAGACUUAUCCUUAGGAUGGCUAGCAUUCUGGCUUGAGGCCAUGGAAGGAGCAGCUGGUGUACAAGUUCUGGAAGUCAAUAGCUUCCCUCGCUUGCACGCAUGGAUUAGAAAUUUCAAGGAAGUUCCUGUGAUUAAAGAAAAUCAUCCUGAUCAAACUCGGUUGUUAGCCUAUUUCAAAUGGCUAAGGGAGAUGUAUACCAAGCCAGCGACUACCUGAUAUCCUACUCUUAAUUCCAAACAACAGCACAUGUACCAGAUAUGAAUAAAGGUUGAAACGUACAGAACCAAUACACAAGGAAUGAUAUCAGUGAAUAGUUUCAAUCACAUCAAGUACAGUUAGUGACUGAAUAAGAGAAGCUUUCUAAUGCAUAUGUGUGUUUUGCUUGUC